AUGUCUCAAGUGAGAUCUCAUCUACAAUCAUAUCCAUGUCCAACUAAUAUGAAUUUCCUUUGGAAUUUUGGUUUCUUAGUAGGAAUUUCCUUUGUUGUUCAAAUUGUAACAGGUUUAUUACUAGCAUCUAGAUAUACUAGUGAAAUGUCACAUGCUUUUGCUAGUGUACAGCAUAUCUUAAGAGAGGUGUCUUUCGGUUGGGAAUUUAGAUUCCUACAUGCUACUGGAGCAUCAUGUGUAUUCUUAUGCUUAUUUCUACAUAUUUUAAGAGCUCUGGUAUUUAGUAGUUAUACAUAUCUAAGUCUAACAUGGAUUACAGGAUUAAUUAUUUAUUUCAUCUCAAUUGCUACAGGUUUCUUAGGUUAUGUAUUACCAUGGGGUCAAAUGAGCUUUUGGGGUGCUACUGUAAUUUGUAAUUUAUUGUCACCUAUCCCAUAUCUUGUAACAUGGUUAUUAGGAGGUUUUUAUGUAGAUAGUCCUACAUUAAAAAGAUUCUUUGUAUUACAUUUUGUUUUACCAUUCUUAGGUCUAAUCCUUGCUGUGUUACAUAUUUUCUAUCUACAUCUAAAUGGAUCUAGUAAUCCACUAGGUACAGAAACUGCUUUAAAAAUACCUUUCUAUCCUCAUAUGUUAAGUACAGAUGGAAAAGGAUUUAACUAUUUAAUCUUAUUUCUAUUAGCUCAAUCAUUCUUUGGUUUACUAGAAUUAUCACAUCCAGAUAAUAGUAUUCCUGUAAAUAGAUUUGUAACACCAUUACAAAUUGUACCAGAAUGGUACUUCUUAGCAUAUUACGCUAUCUUAAAAGUUAUUCCAAGUACAUUACUAUCAGUAUUAAUUAGACUUGAGUUAAGUUCUUCUGGAUUACGUAUCGUAGCGCUAGAAAAUCAAAAUUUCUAUAACCUAGCAUUUACACUACACGGUGCUAUUAUGAUUUUCUUUGUAGUUAUGCCAGGUCUAUAUGGUGGAUAUGCCAUUAUGCUAAUUGCUACACUUCCAAUUCUUACUGGUGGAUUAUUAAUGUUAGUAUUAGAUUUACAUCUGAAUACUCAAUUCUACGAUGCUGCAUUUAAUGGUGAUCCAGUAUUAUAUCAACAUUUAUUCUGGUUCUUUGGUCAUCCAGAAGUUUAUAUUAUUAUUUUACCUGCUUUUGGUGUAAUUUCACAAACAUUAUCUACUUCAGCAGGUAAAUUAGUAUUCGGAGGUCCUGCUAUGAUUUUAGCGAUGGGAUGUAUUACCAUUUUAGGUUCAUUAGUAUGGGCACACCAUAUGAUGACAGUAGGUCUAGAGACAGAUACUAGAGCAUAUUUCUCUGCUGUUACAAUGAUGAUUGCUAUUCCUACUGGUACCAAAAUCUUUAAUUGGUUAAGUACUUUUAUGGGAAAUCCAUUCAGUACAAUAUCAUUAGAUAUUUGGUAUGCUUUAAGUUUUAUUUUCUUAUUUACAUUAGGAGGUACUACUGGAGUAGUUUUAGGUAACUCCGCUCUAGAUGUUGCUUUACACGAUACUUAUUAUGUAAUUGCUCAUUUCCAUUUCGUACUAUCUCUUGGUGCGGUAAUUGGAUUAAUUUGUGGAUAUUUCUAUUACCAAGAUUCAAUGUUUGGUUAUACAGCUAAUGUCUUUACUAGAAAUACAUCAGAUUCUCCAUACUUAAAAGUAUGGUCAAUUGUA
Molecule: messenger RNA, 1668 nt
Organism: Cyclospora cayetanensis
Lineage: Eukaryota; Apicomplexa; Conoidasida; Eucoccidiorida; Eimeriidae
Product: cytochrome b-like
Exons: 3
Biological process (GO): mitochondrial electron transport, cytochrome c to oxygen; electron transport coupled proton transport
Cellular component (GO): membrane
Molecular function (GO): cytochrome-c oxidase activity; heme binding
Source: RefSeq, a predicted model, not a curated record